GUCCGUCUCCUGGAACAUACAACCAUGCGGCUCAAUCGGGAUCGACACCCCCACCUUUGACCUUUCCAUUUCGAGUGACUUCACUAAUUUGUUGGGUCCAUCUUCACUGAUAAGGCUUAUUUGUAUCUCGAAUGAAUGCAUCGAAGAAGGAUCAUUGGCAUAUUCCUCUCCUAUGAGUCCUCAGACUGCCAGAAGCCUUCGUCACGAGCAGAAUCUAGACACAGACUUCCAAGGACAACCUUAAUCGGCACUGCUACGUCUGGCCACCUUGUAUUACACAUGACAAUCGGAUGAAAUCGCAAACCAAUUUGCAUUUUCGAGGUAGAGAAGCUCAGAGCAUAUCUCUGAACACUCUCUCUGGUCCAACCACAAACAACUUGAUCUCCCGAUUCAGCGUCAACCAUGGCACCAAUUCAGAACUCCAUUCCGGUUAUCGAUAUCGGUCCUUACAUCUCUCCCACUGCCUCCGUCCUUGAGCAACGAAAAGUCGUUGAAGUAAUUCGAGACGCCUGCAUCCAAUAUGGAUUCUUCCAGCUCGUUGGUCACGGAAUUCCACUUGGAGACCAACAACAAGCUUUAUCAUGUGCGAAAAUGUUUUUCGAUCUCCCCGUCGAGGAGAAAGUGAAGCUGAGCAUGAAGAAUGCGAUGAGUGAGUGCGGAAGGGGGUAUGAAGCUAUUGGUGGCCAGGUGUUGGAGGAGGGGAAGCUGCCGGAUGCGAAAGAGGGAAUAUACAUCGGCGAAGAAGUACCGCCAUAUAAUCCUAGAGCAGGCAAAUUUCUCCAAGGUCCGAAUAUGUGGCCCAAUCUACCUGAAAACAAAUACCGAAUUCCCAUCAUGGCAUAUCGUCAAAAGUUACUUCAUCUCGCUGAGACAAUCAUGACUAUUCUUGCUCUCGGCUUGCCCUACGGCCCUGAUGUCUUCAACGAAUUCAUGAAACAGCCAGUUGCUAACCUGAAAUUGCUACAUUACCCGCCUAAUGAAUCGAAAAGCAGACUCGGAGCUGGAUCACACACGGACUUUGGUUGCAUCACACUUCUUCUCCAACAGCCAGGAUCCGAAGGGCUUGAAGUUCUGAGUCCAUUAACAAACACCUGGAUUCCAAUCCCAUCAACAGCAGAUCGAUAUGUGGUGAACGUUGGUGACUUGCUGCACAGAUGGACCAAGGGGCAUUACAGAAGUACAGUGCAUCGCGUCGUGGAUGUCGGGAAGACGGAUCGAUACAGCAUCCCAUUUUUCUAUCAUGGGAAUCUUGCCACAACGAUAUCACCACUUGAUGGUAGUGUUUCUCUCAACGCCAUCACGGUGGAAGAACAUAUCAGGGGCAAAUUCAGGAAGUCAUAUAAGAUGGAUGAGAAGAGCCAGGAUGCAUGA
Molecule: messenger RNA, 1371 nt
Organism: Mollisia scopiformis
Lineage: Eukaryota; Fungi; Ascomycota; Leotiomycetes; Helotiales; Mollisiaceae
Product: putative leucoanthocyanidin dioxygenase
Exons: 3
Coding region: 403-1371 (322 amino acids)
Molecular function (GO): dioxygenase activity
Source: RefSeq, a predicted model, not a curated record